Scophthalmus maximus (turbot) is the source of this 2336-nucleotide messenger RNA. It is a transcript of the gene tmem106c, whose product is annotated as transmembrane protein 106C. Lineage: Eukaryota; Metazoa; Chordata; Actinopteri; Pleuronectiformes; Scophthalmidae. The record is from RefSeq and is a predicted model, not a curated record. Bases 221 to 1054 code for a protein of 277 amino acids. The transcript is spliced from 8 exons.
GCGGCGGGACCCAGGGUACGUGAAGGCAGCCCGGCGGAGCGGGCGGAGUCGAUGUGUCGCCGCGACGGGGAGCGCGCAGCGAGCGUCGGUGUAAACAAGUAACGACAUGGCGAUGGCGCCGCUGCCGACUCAUUUCGCCGUCUGUUGAGGGGCCGAACGGCGCGUCCUCCUCACCCACCUGCGCGGACCCGCUGCGGGUCCGGGGGGGCGGGGGAGCACCAUGGGGACGCGGUGGUCCCGCAGCGGCAGCAGCCUGUCGCUGCUGCCGGAGGGGCAGAGCUCCGUGCGGCGCGACGACUCCCUGGACGGGCUCGUCCGGCGGGAGGACAUAGCCCAGUUCCCGUACGUGGAGUUCACCGGGCGGGACAGCAUCACGUGUGCGACCUGUCAGGGCACCGGGCGGAUCCCGUCAGAUCAAGUCAACGAGCUGGUGGCCUUGAUCCCGUACAGCGACCAAAGGCUGCAGCCCCAGAGAACGAAGCUGUACGUGGUCUUGUCAGUUGUGCUGUGCCUCCUGGCGUCGUCGCUCGUUGCCUUCUUCCUCUUCCCUCGCCUGGUGGUCGUGGUGGAUAGCGGGAUCCGCUCGGUGACCGUUCAGUUUGACCACGUCAAUAAGAAGGUCCUGAUGAACAUGACGAGCACGCUGAACUUCAGCAACCCAAACUUCUUCUCGGUGCUGGUGCAGAGCGUGAGCUGCCAGGUCCUUUACAUGAAGACGGUGAUCGGAACUCAGCAGCUCAACAACGCCACCACCAUCCUUCCACUCAGCCAGCGUCAGGUGAAUUACACAGUGAGUGUGGAGAUCGGCAGCAGCGCUCCGUACGUCUAUGCCUUCUGCACCAUGCCCAGCAUCAAGGUCCACAACAUUGUCAUAUUUGUGCAAACGUCGGUGAAAACCUCGUACAUGGUGCGGACGUCCCAGAACAGCCUGGAGACGUACCGCUACAUAGACUGCGGCUCCAACACCACACGCCACCAGGCGCCCCGGCACCUCGGGCACGUGUCCUCCAACUCCGCUCAGCAGCCGCACGCCUCCGCCCCCGCUCUGCUGUGAGUGGAACAGCCCUGGACGGCAACGGAGGAUGUGUCGGGGGUAAACUCCAGGAUGGAUGCGUGCGUGCGCGUGUACGGACGAGUGGUUUUUGUGGUGGUGGUGGUUGUUGUUGUUGUUGUUAGGCAUCACCAAGGGGGAAAAACGGCUUCCAUUACCUCUUUUAUUACAAGGUCAGUACGGCUUUAAUUCCUGGAGUUGGAACAUCUCCUGCCCCAGCAGCCUCUUUUUUUUUACGAGUGUGCCUGAACUCAUCGUGUGUAACACACAAUUUCCGAAGUGCAGCUUUGCCGUUUCAGACGUGACGACAAUGAGUCAGAGGUUCUCCUGGUGACAAAAGAAGCCCGUUGCCACGGAGCGCUCUGUGGCAGCAACGGGACAAAUGUUGGAGGAAGCCCUCUUUAAAAGGGAACGCCCCAUAUUCCCAGCUGACAGUGACGUGCCAAAGCUUUAGCGAACACGUGCAGUGUUUUGUCUGUCUGCUACUGCUGUAACACAUCUCAAAUGACUCGACACCGUAACAGUACGUCGAGCUAUGGCUCCUGACUUUUCUCCAAAAAGAAGGAGAAGAGAAGGAGGCGGCCUGCCGCUUCUACUUUGAUUUAAUGCAAGGGAUCAUUCAGCGACUACUUCCUGUUACUCCUGUUACUGACUUUUUUUGCUGCGUUUAUUAAGCUGUGUCUGAGGUUGACACAUUUAACACAUCACAGAUGGAUUUUAAAUGAAAUGAUAAAGUUAUUUCUCGGUGCUGUCGUCUCAUCAAGUCUAAUCACACUGACUUUUAAGAGUAGGGGUCAAAGUUUCAGAGAAAGGAACUCUGUUCUCAGGUUGGAUUUAAUUUAAUGUAUCAGCGGAGGUCACGUGAUGAUGUCACCCAACCUCGGUUCCCUGAACCAAUCGAGUCUCCGAGUUUAAAAAGGUUUGCAAUCAUCACUUCACGACCCCGGUGAAGCUACUGGGAGAUUUUCCCACCGACAUACCUCAUGUGUAUCCAUGGCAACCUAACAAGCCAGUAAACAUCACACAUUUCAACAGUUAUUUCCAUUGGCUUGUGGUUCAAGUUCCUACUUCUGCUUCAGCGUCGGCUCUGCGUAGAGUCGUUCGUCCCCAGGUUGAUGUCACCAUGGAAACAAGACGGCCGAGAGCAUUAAUGAUUUUUUCUUUUUUAAGGGACAGUUUGUAAAUUUACGAAUGAAUAGUUUUACAAGGGUUUUUAAUAAUGUGCUUGGUUCUAGUUUGAAAAAAAAUAUUAAAAGGAAAUGCGAAUAAAUACAUUUAACAAUGA